AUGCCCCUCGACAUGACCUCCUCCGACACCUACGACACCCCGGACUCCUCCCCAGACCCCUACGACACCUCUUCCCCCACCAGCGCCACCACCAGUGGUCUUCCUUCCCACAUCGACCUCUCCUCUCUCCCCUCCGCCCUCCCAAUCCUCGGUCCACUCACCGGCUACACCACCGCCACACAAGCAGCCCGCAUACGCAAGAGGUUGGCCCUGAUGUCAGACACCGUCCGGCGGCCCCUCACCCAAUCCGAGCAAACGGCCAUGGUAUACUACACAGCCAAGGGCUUCGCCAUCGCCUCCUACGGUCCCACAAUCGGCAUUGAGGCAGGUGUGUACCAGACGUACGCUACGCGCGCCCAGUUCCGGUGGCCGAUGUACGGGAAGAUGAUCAGUGAUGCGCCGGCGGAGGGGGAAGUCCAAAAGGGAUUCUGGGACGGGCAGAAGAUGAGGGCGGGCGGCAAGGAGAUAUUGCAGGGCGUGAGCAGUCAGGCCAAGGCGAACAUACUGCAUGUCUCGAGGGGUUUCGCGUACUGUCUGAUCGGCGCGUAUCUUGCGCCGUUGUUCGUGAGCUCGUACGCGGCUACGGUGAGUGCGGUGGGGGAGUCGCGGGAUCCGAGGUUACACGAGGUUAACAAGGCGGUGAGAGAGGCGGUGCUGAGGGAUCAGAGGCAGAAGAAGGAGCGGGGAGGGGAGAUUGUGAAGCAGACGGAUGCCAGGAGGGAAGGAAGGAUGCCGAAUUUCCCGAGGGAUCGGGACCAGGAGAGGGGAAGAAGUGCGGAGGUGGAUGAUGCUAGCCCGACGGGCGGUGCUAUGAUGGACAUGGGGAUAGAUGAAGAGCAGGGGCGGUUGAGUGGACCGGGGGAUAUGGGUGGAUUGCUGAGCGAUGGGCAGAUGAGAUCCGCGGAGGCAAAGGCAAUGCCACCACCCAGCCAGACUCCUGCUGGGAACAGAGCGGCGACGUUUGAAAUGGAGAAGGUGGAGAGGCAGCCAAAAGAUUUUGGUAGCGACUUUGACGACGCCAGUCCUACGGGCGGGAGCGGGGCUAUGGACGGUGGAGAUGGAAGUGCAGGCAGCGUGUGGGAGCGUAUAAGACAGCAAUCUUCCUCUGAGCCUUCGGGUUCGAGCAUGGAGAGGGGUAGAGGAAUGAGAGGAAGCGGCAUGCAGCAGGAACAGCAGGAGGGUUCGACCACGGGCGACAGUUUUUCCUUUUCGAACUCUGACGAAGAAAGAAGUUACGCCAAGACUGAGGCGCAGAGGGAAUUCGAUGAGCGCGUGGAAAAGGAACGGAGAGGAGGGGAGUUCAACAGCGGUGGAGGGAGACGGUGGUGA
Molecule: messenger RNA, 1329 nt
Organism: Letharia columbiana
Lineage: Eukaryota; Fungi; Ascomycota; Lecanoromycetes; Lecanorales; Parmeliaceae
Exons: 1
Coding region: 1-1329 (442 amino acids)
Source: RefSeq, a predicted model, not a curated record